This is a messenger RNA of Rhagoletis zephyria (snowberry fruit fly), 1193 nucleotides long. Its product is annotated as mitochondrial amidoxime-reducing component 1-like. Gene Ontology annotation, molecular function: pyridoxal phosphate binding; catalytic activity; molybdenum ion binding. The record is from RefSeq and is a predicted model, not a curated record. Lineage: Eukaryota; Metazoa; Arthropoda; Insecta; Diptera; Tephritidae.
CAAAUUUUCAUUAUUUUAUAUGUGCUCUUGAUAACAGCUUAUGACUUUUGCUGAAUGCUAUUUAGUCUGCACAUAAACGCCGUUGCGAAUGAGUUCAACUUAGCAAAGUGAAAGAAUAAAAACAACAUCAACACCUAUCGCCAAAUGUCAAGAGCAUCCAGCACACUUACCUACAGUGUUGCCAUCGGUGUGGGUGUAACACUCGCAUCUGGCCUGGGUUACUACUGGUAUUACCUGCAAUGGAAGAAACGCAACGCAGUGCCUGAAAAAUGGCGUCGUAUUGGCACUUUGGACCAAAUCAAUUUAUACCCCAUUAAGUCGUGUGCACCGUUAACACUAGAUGCCAGCGCAGCGUUUGCGUGCGAUAUGCUCGGCUUGAUGCUUAAUGGCUGCCGCGAUCGCGCACUAAUGGUGAUCAACGAUUCAAAUGAAAUGAUCACCGCGCGCGUUUAUCCACGCAUGGUAUUGAUUGCUACAAAGUUGGUUGGAUUACAGCGAUUGCAAUUGAGCGCACCUGGCAUGGAGCCGAUCGAGUUGGAUUUGGGCGCUUUGAAGGCAGAGGGUGAGCAAAUAAAAACCAUGGUUUGGAGCACCACCGUAUACGUGCGACCAGUCGGAGCUAAAUAUGACAAAUGGUUAUCCAAUUAUCUACUGAAUAAGGGUAGUGGUAUGCGACUGGCCCACUAUCCAUUGGAGAAACCCGUGAAGGCGAUCAAUUCACGCAUGUUGCGUCAGCCAUUCAUUUUAAAGGAGGAUCGUGGAACUUUUAAUGACGCCACCAGCUACAUGCUUAUGAAUUUGGCCUCGAUUAAAGAACUAAACACACGCAUACCCCGUUCGGUAGAUCCAUUGCAGUUUCGUGGAAGCUUCCACCUGAAAAUGGACACCGACGAGCCAUAUGCCGAAGAUCACUGGCAGUGGGUGAAGAUUGGCGACGAGGUGAUUUUCCGUGUAGUGGCACCCUGCACUCGCUGUAUAUUCCCGAAUAUAAAUGUGGUGACAGCAGAGCGGGACCCCGAUGGCGAACCGUUAAAUACAUUGAAGAAGUAUCGCUUGUUUGAAGGUUAUAAAUCGCCGGCACUUGGUAUUCAUCUGGGUUUACGCUUUGCAGGCACCAUCAAGACGAACGCAGUUGUGUAUGUAGAGGAUAAGUCGUAAAAUAAAGAAGAAGAGUUAUCUUAAAUCAUUUUUAA